CACUUUUGAGCACUAUAUAUAUCGUCCACCCACUAUUCGUCUUCUCCACAGUUCCAGCUCCUCAUACCGUUCUCAGCUUCCUACUAAUUACGAGAUUACAAUCCUCAAAUCUACCAUGGCCUCUUUCGUCUCCACUCAUCUAUUACUACAGCUACUCCUCGUCAUCUCCAUCUUCCAUUUCAGCUCUGCGGCGAGGAGACUUGCAGAAUCAGAAGAGACCCAGCAGCCUUUGCUCUUCCAAUACCACAAUGGCCCUCUUCUUACUGGCAAAAUCGCCAUCAAUCUUAUCUGGUACGGCAAAUUCAUGCCCUCCCAACGAGCCAUCAUCUCAGAUUUCAUUACCUCCCUCUCUGCUUCCACACCCCCAACAGCUCAAACCUCAGUCGCCACGUGGUGGAAAACCACUGACAAAUACUACCACCUCAUCAAUUCCAAGAAGCCAUCCGCUCUUGCACUCUCACUGGGUACCCAGAACGUUGACGAGACAUACUCCCUAGGCAAAUCACUCUCGAACCAGCAAAUAGUAGAGUUGGCAUCAAAGGGAGGCCAAAGAAACGCCAUUAACGUUGUUCUGACAUCAGCUGACGUGGCAGUUGAAGGUUUCUGCAUGAGCAAAUGCGGGACUCAUGGGUCUUCAAAGGGUGCAUCCGUUGACGGCAAGAGCUACAAGUUCGCUUACAUUUGGGUUGGGAAUUCGGAGACCCAAUGCCCGGGGCAAUGCGCGUGGCCAUUCCACCAGCCCAUCUACGGGCCCCAGAGCCCGCCUUUGGUUGCACCCAACAACGAUGUGGGUCUGGACGGCAUGGUCAUCAACCUGGCUAGCCUCUUGGCUGGUACGGCUACGAACCCAUUCGGAAAUGGCUACUUCCAGGGUCCAAAGGAGGCGCCACUAGAAGCUGCAUCGGCUUGUCCUGGUGUGUACGGGAAGGGGGCUUACCCUGGCUAUGCCGGAGACGUCUUGGUGGACCCAACCACAGGUGCUAGCUAUAACGCAAACGGUGCCCAUGGAAGGAAAUACUUGCUUCCGGCGCUCUUUGACCCCUUUACCAAAGCUUGUUCAACUCUCGUCUGAGUGAGGGACCACCUUGUAACACAGUGUUAAUGUAUACAAUAUUAGAUUAGCCAGUAUAACUAAGAAAGAUUAAAAUUCUUUGAUUUAUUCAUUUGUAUUAUGGUUAUAUAAUGAAAAUGAAAAAUUUCUUCA
This is a messenger RNA of Alnus glutinosa, 1204 nucleotides long. RefSeq names its product protein PHOSPHATE-INDUCED 1-like. The record is from RefSeq and is a predicted model, not a curated record. The coding region runs from base 116 to 1072 and encodes 318 amino acids. NCBI's taxonomy places the organism in Eukaryota, Viridiplantae, Streptophyta, Magnoliopsida, Fagales, Betulaceae. The transcript has a single exon.